Linum trigynum is the source of this 399-nucleotide messenger RNA. The record is from the annotation of a GenBank genome assembly. NCBI's taxonomy places the organism in Eukaryota, Viridiplantae, Streptophyta, Magnoliopsida, Malpighiales, Linaceae.
AUGCCACUGGUCAUUUUUACAGGUAUCAACCAUCACUUCAAAACUUGCUUAUUCGGGAGUGCACUGUUGCCCAAUGAGACUGACGAAACCUAUAUUUGGGCGUUGAAGAUAGUGAAGGAAAUGAGCACUUGUACUAACCCCCCAGCGGACGUGGUAGAAUCUCAAUCUGAUGAGGAGGAUGACGACGAUGACAUGGACGAUGAUGGGGACGAUGAUGGGGACGACGGAGAAGAUGGAGACGACGAUGAUGGAGAUGAUGACCAAGGUGGUCAGCCCCCAAAGAAGCAACGAACGAGCAAGCAUAAUACUACUGGAGAGCCCAUAGGAAAAAGUCACCCACAACAGAAGAUCGGGGCACGUACUAGGAGCAAUACUAGUCAACAAGAGAAGGGAGCAUAG